Molecule: messenger RNA, 747 nt
Organism: Drosophila ficusphila
Lineage: Eukaryota; Metazoa; Arthropoda; Insecta; Diptera; Drosophilidae
Product: ADP-ribosylation factor-like protein 16
Exons: 2
Coding region: 143-721 (192 amino acids)
Molecular function (GO): GTP binding; GTPase activity
Source: RefSeq, a predicted model, not a curated record
UUUCUUAAUAGAUGGCGAUAACCAUGGCACUUAAACAUAAUCUUUUGAAGCGACCAGAAAACCGCACAAAGAAGUUUUAUAAUGUUUUCGGUCACCAAGGCUACCUUUGUUUGAUCCAUAAAUAGAGUAAAUCCAAGCAGAGAUGACCUCCUGCAUUUGCUUGGGUCCCAAAAGAUCGGGCAAGACGCACCUGCUGAAGGCUCUACAGGAUCCGGACUCCAUCGACGAGAACUCCUACUCCAUGCCCACCAUUGGCACUGGGAUAUAUCGCAUCCACUUUCCAACAAAAUCGCCCAAUGGAGAUAAGCCCAGGCCGCCUCCCACAGACCCCCAGGUGGACAUACCGCAUGGUGGCAAGAACCUGCCCAAAUCCAUUCAGAUCCUGGAGAUCGGAGGGAGCAUGGCUCCUCUGUGGCGCCAGUACUUCGAGGACGUGAAGAAGCUGAUUUACGUGGUCGACACUUCGAAUCUCUGCCAGAUUUCAGCAGCCGGCGUUCUGUUCUACUCGAUCCUCACCGAACCGCGUCUUCAAAAGGUCAAGAUCCUCCUGGUCUUGGCCAAAAUGGACUACUCCUACCGCCAGAUGCGGAACGAGGCUCUGCUCAUGCUGCAGAUGUCCAAGUUGCAGAAGCAGAUCCGCCAGCAGGUGACCAUCGUGGAGGCCAGUGCGGUGACCAAAGUGGGUCUGAAUCCCAUCUACGACUGGCUGCAGAGGCCCUAAAAAUAAAUUGAACCAUGUAAUAAAAA